CCCACCGGUAAAUUUGGAAUGGUCAAUGAGUUUUUUUUAAUGGAUGGAUAAACUCCACUAAAGAUAAUUAAAAAAUAUUAUUAAAUAUAAGAGGGUUACAGUCUGGAUUUAUAUAAGAGAAAGAAUUAGUAUUUACAACUUUAAACACCCAUGUAAAAAGGUUAUUGCAUUGUGUUACAUUUCAAAGGGAAACCCGAAUCAACUUUAUUGUUGGAACAUGGCGGCUUCAGUUCAAACGUGUUAGGAAUACACAAACCAGGUGUGCGGAUAAAAGUUUAAAAUUAUGAAGGAUAUUCCAGGAUAAGAUACUGAAAAGUUAUGCCGUUAGCAGAAAGGGUGAUUGAACCCUCUAAUUUAGGAGGACAUCCUUUAAAUCUUCGAGAAAGUGGGGAUGGGGAAGUGCAUAUUACACUUUCUACUAAUUGUUUAGUUGGAGCUUUAUACCAGCUAGCCAGUAUAGUCAGACAAGCGGAUGAUAUUUUCUGUGACAUUUCAGAUGAAUGCCGAAAAGUGUUGGAAAGAACUGAAAAUAUAAAUAAAAAGAUCGUUCAUAUUCAGCAUCAUGUUGAUAAUUUGGACGCUAAAACUGUCAAAAUUCCUAUUGGGGACCUCUCUGCAUAUAGUCGAGCAGAUGACCAUCACACUGCCAAACAUGGAUUUGAAAUAAACUUAUUCACAGAAGACAGUCGACCUCAUUGUAUAUCAGACAGAUAUAAUGCUGCCAAUCAAACACCGGCUUGUAAACUUCGUGGUGCUGACUUAUACAGGAAAGAUGGCUUAUGUACAGAACGGUUAUUCAGGAUGUGGCCAAUUGUUCUUAAUGAACAUAAAGUUAGAACUCCUGAUCUCAAUCUGCCAAGAAAGAUGCAGUCAGUAUUUACAUUUGAGAAAAGGUACAAAAGACUGAAAACUCGACCAAAAACUAUCACAAGUUUGGAUGAACUAUAUAAAGAUGAAGAAAAGAAGGAUCAGGAAAAAGAAAAACCAUAUGAUGUUCCUAGAUUCCCACCUUCAGAAAAAGUUUCAAUUAACAUAUCUGGACACAGCUUUGAAAAAAUGGAAUCGUUUAGGCAAGCACUGUUACAUAUUGAAAGGGAAGAUGCAAAGAAGAAAAAGAAACGAAAAAGUAUUUCUGGUGUACCUGAAGAUAUAAUGAAGGAAAUUGAAAAGUUUGAAAGAAAAAGAAAAAGUACAAGUGGUCAUGAUGUUCAAGAUUAUUUAUUUGAUGAUUUAGAUGAUACAGUUGAUCAAGUGGACAGAGAUGAAAACAUGGCCAAAUAUUUUGAUGAAAUUGAUGCAAAAAUUGAAGACAGAAUUGAGGAAGAAGUUUUAAUGAAGGAAAGAAAAAUAAUGAAGUUCCUGCCAUGUAGACGUUCAAAAUCACUACCUCGAUGUGUACGAUUAUACAAACCCAACGAAAAAAGACAGUCAGUUGUUAGCAAUAUAAAUGCCCAGGGCAGUUCACUAAGUCUGGCUAGUAAUGGGACAUGUGCAAGUAGAAUAUCACGUUCAACGAAAAGAUCCAGUAUAAUUAGCAACAAGAUCAAAAUACUUGUCAAUGGAAACAACGCAAAAUCAUCAAACAGUGAUAAACCUCGGCCUCGACCAAAGUCUUUAGAUUUAGAUGCAAUAGACUUCAAUGAUGAUAUGGUCAGGUCGAAUUUAGCACAUACUAAAAUGCCAAGUAUGCCUGAUGGUGUAUUUAAUAAUACUACUGCUGAAAUGAGGAGAAAUAUCGGUCCAGGUAGUUACUAUUGUUAUGAAAGUAAUACCCUGCCAAGGAGACAGUCAAGAAGAUCUGAAUCUCCAUGGGAAUAUCUUCCCAAAGACUGGACAAGUUCUGUCAAACUAAGGGAGAUAAACAAAGGAAGGUCAAAGGAGGAUAGACAGUCAUCUUCUGGUCAUUGGAGUGGCACUAAUAGUAACCGACAUUCUUUGGACUCGGAUAAUGUCAAAUCUGAUAUCAUUCCACAUCAAACAUCUCAGAUCUCUUUGGGACAAGAUUCUGGUCGUGGUUCACCUUUACCUCAGGAUGACAGGGGAAGCACUGAUACAAAUGAAGGUUAUAUUGGUGACGGAGGGAGUACAAUAACAGACGGAACAUCUAUACAGGAAGGCAAACUAGACACAGAUCUAUGGUUACGAUCUCUAGCUAUCAGAGCUGCUCAUAGAGAUGAAAUUUCAACUAGUAGUGCUGAAACAUUAAAUUCCUUAACUAAACUAACAAAGCAAAACAUUGAAGCAUUAGAUCUGAUGAUGUCUCCGUCACGAAGGAAACCAAGAACUUUCGAAGAUGAAGAGUGUUCUGAAUAUUCUGUAGACCAAGAGGGCUUCUAUACAUCAUUUCAUAAUGAUAGUGGAUUACGAAAAAGUAGUGCAACUCUGGUUGAUGAAGAUGAACUUUCACAUAGCAAGGAUUCUCAUAGUGUAUGUAGUUUUGACAGUGUUAUUCCUAACCCAGACUUGGACAAGCAUGCUGGAAUAAAAAAGAAUGCAAACUGUAAAUCACUGAAUAAAGUAACACCACCAAAACCACCAAAAAGGACAAGUUCUAUGUCUUCUGUCAAUUCCAAAUCUCAGUCCACAGACAUUUCUCCAGGAGGUAUCAGUAGACAAGACUCUAUGUUCUCAGAUACAGAUCAAGAAACAUUUUUUCAGAGAGUUGAGGACAAGACAAAAAUUUCAGCUCAUGGAAUUCCUUCAUUAUGUACACUUACAAGCGAUGAUGAUUCAAUUCUGGGAAAAGGAGAUGAUACCAGUCCUUCUAUGGAUAUAUAUAACAAAGAUUCAUUUAAAAUUGUUGAUAUGAAUCAGAAUUUUCCAAAUCCUGGACCAUCAAACUCUUCCUCAUUUUCGGAAAUUUCUGAAGGAAAGAGUUUUCAAGAUGGGUCCUCCAUGGAUGGAAUCUCAGUUUUUACCAUUGAUUCAGAUCAUUCAACAUUUAACUUUAGUAAACCUGAAAUACAUGAUUGCAGAACAUUACCAAGACAGUGUAUGUCAAAAAAUGACAGUUCUGAAUAUACAAAAUCCUGGCCAAGAUGUAACAAAAAGGAUGAAACUAAGUCAACUUUAUCUAGCAUUUUGAAAAACAGUAAUAAUUCUUUGCAGCCUCAGAAAUCUCUCUAUGUUUCUCCUACUUUGAAUAUUUUUAGUUCAAACAUUCAGCAGGGAACAGAACAACAAUUACCAACAGAAGAAACCAAAAGUGCUUCUAAAGAAGAGCUUGAAAAGAUGGGAGAUAACUCCAGCUACAUGCUAUCUAUCCCUAUGGCUGAUGGUUGUGAAAAAACAAAAUCAAAUGAUUUACCAAUUAAAUAUCAGCCAGUGUUGGUUGUGAAGCCUGGAUUUGGUAAAAUUGAUUCUAGUGCUAGUAAUACACCAAGUGGAAAGCAAUUAACAGAAACAAACGCUGCAAAGGAAAGUAGUUUUGCCAUCACUGGCAACCCAAAAGUGAACUUAAAAGACAGUAUGUCUGAAAGUUCAACAUUUUUCUCUAGCUUUUCUGGAAGUAUAAAUUCUAUUAACUCUGACUUAAGUAUGGCAGAUAGUUUAACAUAUGUGAGCAGAACAAGUAAUUGUAGUUCUCCCAAUCUUUCACAUAUGGACAUCCCUGCUGUUCUAACUCCCACUGGUUCUAUGGACUCAUUAAUGGAUACAACCAAUAAAUGCAGUGACAAUUCUAAUCUUAGUACCACCAUGGAAACCGUAGCUAUAACAACGAACACUUCUUCAUUCAAUAGCACAACAGAUGAUAUACAGAUACCAUUCAAGACUUUUUCCGGUGAAAUGAUUUCUGCUCCAUUUUUUACAUCAACUCCGUACACAUCUUCUGCAGGUAUGCCGCAAAGUGCCAGUCACCUUGAAGAAUCACCUGUCUCUUAUAAACAUUCUGAGUAUCAGCAAAAGCGUAUGCAUUCCUCUCAGUCAUUCCCUUCUGACAUGAAAAAUGCAAUUCAAAAUGACAAUGUCAGUAGUAAAAGACAUUCAAUAGGAAAUAAGUCACAUCCUGUUGUUAAUUUAAAUCAUUUAGAGGAUUCAGAUCACUCUAAUAAUGCUGCAGUGUCAAGCAGAACUGAUUCUUAUCGUGUUGCCAUGGUAAAUCCAACAAGAAGUGGUUCGUAUCGAGUAGCAAUGAAUGAAAAUUCAAAUUAUCCCUCAUUUAAUAAUAUGAGCAGAAGAUCAACAACCCCAAGAGUUAAUGUUACCAAUCAAAUGAUCUCACAAUCUAAAGAUCAACAACCAGCACAAAGGUCAAAUAAUCAACAGACAUUGUCUCAUUCUCAGUCAUACCAAGGACAUCCUACAACUGGAGGUCAAUCUAAAGACCAGUCAUUGUUACAUCGGCCAAGUGAUCUUCAGUCUUUAUCUCAUUCUCAUUCAUAUCAAGGAUAUCCUACAGUCGGAUGUCAGUCUAAAGAACAACCAUCAUCACAGUACUCAAAUCAUCAACAAACUUUGUCACAUUCUCAGUCAUAUCAAGGCUAUCCUGGAGGUUCAGGUAAAGGUAGAUAUAACCCACUGUAUGCAUCAUCAACAGAUGCUGUCAAAAUAAGUCCGCCAUCUUCAUCUCAUAGUAGCAAACAGUCUCAGAAUAAAGAUCAGAGAAACAAGCAAUUAUCUCAAAGUUCUCUUCAACAAACAAAGCAACCCUCCCCUUCUGCAGGCCAUCGAAAAAUACAACCAGUGAAUAUGGAAAAAAAACAGGCAGUCUCACUGCAUAGCCAAGGGAAAUAUCAAAAACAACCUGUAAAAGCUGAACAACAGUCACAAAAGACAAAUUAUGUAAACAAGGCCAGUUCAAGAUUAAAUCAGAGUGACCCAGUGCCACAAGACAGAAUAUCAGUGAAAACAAAUGUAAGAGAGAAUCAUAGUACAUCUGCUUUAAAUACAAAUGAACAAUGUAGAACAGAUUCAUAUCGAGUAGCAUUAGGGACAAGUUAUGAAAAUCCUGCUAGGAAUACAUCAUAUCGUGUUGCAGUAAAAGAUACAGAUCCACUUAUUCACGACAAUCGACUUGAUGUUAUCGAGUCCGUCAUGACAGGUGGUCGUGAUUUAAGAAGAAUGGGCAUUACAAACAUUGAUCAGGUAAAACAUACAAAAUCAGACAUACCAACCGAGAGUCAGAAACAACAAGUUGUCCGAAGACGCAAACCAGAUGUUGAUCCUAUAUCUGUUCUAUCAAAUCGUGAAAGUAAUUCAGGUAAAACAAAUAAGAACCGUUUCAGUACAUCUUCUACCUUCAUUCAGUUUGAUCCAAUAUCAGAGGAUUGGGAGUUUAUGAUGAAUUCAUCUGAUACUCUAAGUAAUGCAUCUGACAGAGAUUUAAUGGAUCAUGGAAACAGUUUUUCAAUGGAUACCACAAAAAUAAAUGCAAUAUCUGGGACUAAAAUGACUCAAGAAAAAAAUUCUUCAUCUUCAUUGCUUGGUAGUAUUAAAAGCACACUGAAAUCAAUGUCAGGAAAGCAGUCAAAAGAUUUCCAAGAUGAUGGACGAUUUUCCAUGGUGUAAUUAUAUCUUCUUUGAACAUUCAUAUUAAAUCAACAGAUUUUUUUCGGAAUGCUGAACAAUAAUAAAUAUGCAAAACAAUCUAUUACGCUGGAUGUAAUUAUUUUUUUAUUUUUGUUAAGAUUGAACAAAUAUCCUUACCAGUGUUGAGGUUUUUUUAAAUUUAGAGAAAGUUAAAAGAAAAAAAGUUGUCGUUACAUGUACUGCUGACAAUUAGAUAUUGAUUGAAAAAUUCAGAUUUAUUUCCUUUCGGUUUUCCUGACCGUGUUAAACCCUCAAGGUCUUAAAUGACCCUGUAGUAGUACUUUUGAUUUUAUGAAUAUAUAUUUACUGUUGCCAAAUAAUCAAAUAUUCUUAAAAAACUAUUGAUAAAUCCAUGCAUGUUCAAAAGCAUCCGUGUAGCUGCCAAAUUAGCAUACCUGUUGAAGGAUUUCCUAAAACAUUUGCUGUGUGCACUGUUUAUUUUCAGUAAUGUAUAUAUAUUAAAUGUUAAAAAUCUGCACAAUUUAGUGUAAAUUGUUUUGAAUCUAAAUUUUUUGAAAAUUUGUUUUGGUAUAUAAAAGUGUAAACUGUUGAAAAAAAAAAUCUCUCGAUUACCGGUAUAUACAUUGUAUAUUCCUUUGUUAUCUUGAACAUGCUGAAUUUUUAAAAUACAAUAAUUUUAUUUUAUUUUCUCUACUUUGCCUUAAAAAAAAUAUUUGAUUUGAAGUACAUGACUUUGUAUGGUUAUAAACUUUAAAAAAACACUGUACUAUAAAUGCAUUUAUAGGUUUACUGUUCAAUUUUUAGGUUAUAUUUUUAAUUAAAAAAUAUCUUUUAAAAAAGACUGUUUCAUUAGUUUUAUGUUGUUUCUUUAAGAUACAAGUGCCAUAUACUUUCAUUCCAGAAUUUGAUAUUUUUAUGAAGUCUUAUGCAUUUUAUUUUGAUCAUUUCCAUAUGGAAGAUUGUUCCGAAUAUUAUCAUGAUAAUAAGACUAUUCAAUAGUUCAUAUUUGUUAGAAUUGGAAUUUAUCUAGUCUCCUUCUGAAGUUGAAAAAUGGUAGUAAAAUAUAUUUUUGUUACUGAUGUAACUUUAAGCUUUAACUAGUUUUUUUCUAACAAUAAUAAAUAUUAAUGUACAAUUAAGUUAAAUUCAAUGUAUUAUUAGCAUUGGUAUCAAGGGAAUUCAUUAUUAUAUUAAUAAAUAUGUAAAUAGUAAAUUUGAUGUACAAUUGAUUGUUAACACUGUUGUACAGGUUCUUCAUCAUCAUGAACAGUUAUAAACUUACAUAUAUCUUUGUAAUAAAUUAUUGUUAAUACCUUGACAUUAUCAUCUGAGUCAACAGAUUUUUCAUUCAUUGUACAAAAUCACUUUGUAUUUAUAAAAAUGACAAAACAAAUGGCAGCAUUCAUGAUAAAGUUCAUUCCUUGUUAAAGAUUUUUCAAAUUUUGUCUUGUUCUUGCUCACCACACAUAGUUAAUUAAUUCAGAGUUAAAGACUAUGUAUUUGAUUUCUAGUUUUCAUUUUUCAUGAAUUGUUUACAAGGUAGAUAAUCCAUAAGAAUGAAUCUUUUUUUUUUAAAAGAGAGAUUUCUUGUGCUUUUUAUUAAUUGGCAUAGAACAUAAAUUUACUUCUAUAUGAGGAAUAUGGGGGACAUGUUUAAGCAGGCAUGGAUAUUUGGGUAUUUAACAGAUCUUUGUGCAAGACAUUAUUUGAAACAUUUUUUUUUUUGGUUUACAUGUUGAUGAAUAAUUGUACAUAUAAGCAGAAUUUUUUAUUUUCAUAUUUAUAUGUUUUUGUUGUUUUAUAUAAAAAUAUUUGUUAUUGUUUGGUGUGUUUAUACACACUUUAUUAAAACAACCAUUUUAUUGGUCUAUUUUUUAAAGAUAAAGAUAUCAGCAGUAGACACUUGAAUAAUAGUGUGUAUCUAAUGUUUCUGCCAAAUAUUUAAAUAACAGUCCCUAAAAGUCACACAAUCAAGAAUCUAACAUUGUCAGCACUGAUUGUUGGGUGGCCAGCUGUCAUGUCCAGCUGAAUAUAAAGAAUUUUUGGAUAGAAGCAUUAUCUGCCAAAGCGUUAUCCAUUUUUUUAUCCAAUUUUCCAUAGUUCAACAGCUAACUGGGCAUAGUUUAUACAUCAGUCAUGACUAACAGAAAUUUCUUUCCAUAUGAUAAAAAAAAAAAAAACAUAAAAAUGUUUAAUGCUAAAAAUUACAGAUUUGGAUUUUCAGGCACCUUCAAAUUACAUAUUAAAAAAUGAGGAUAAUACAACUUACAUGCCAUUAUAUGUAAAAGGGAGGAAUGUUUGAUGCCACAUUAUUAUAUUUUGUUUCUUCCUCAUGAACUAUAAUCAUUCAGUAAAAACAAAAUUAUCAACAUAAGUAUUUGCUGCUGCUUAAGAAAAAUCUUAUUUUCAGAAUGAAAAUGUAGGAAUUCAGUUUUAUUUCUUUUUGGUUUGUAAUGGAAGUAUUCAAUCAAAAUAAAUAAGACAGCAUAAUUAGUAAAAAUAUUUUUGUUUGAAAAAAUGAUGAAAAUUGCAUUUAUUGGAGAUCCAUCAACUUCUUGUCAAGUUUAAAGUACAUCCCCUUGUUGAGAAAGUACAACAUUAAGUAGUGGGUGUAUGUAAUUUACAUUUUGAAAGUAUGAUAUUAGUCAUCAACGCUUGCUUUCAUUUCACUAUUAACUAAAUGAAUCAAAAUAUGCCUUACAGCAUUAGAAAACUACAAACUGCAGCAGUUUAUCAGUUUAUCAGUAUUGCCAAAAUUAUGCAACAUUAUGUAUACCUGUAAGCAUACAUUGACAUUGUAAAUAUUUUGUAAGUGCUUUAUGAUUUUGCUGUGUUAAGCUUAUAUAGGUCUCUUCACAUGAAACUGUAGUGCAAUCUUAAUCUGCAUCUAUGUGGAUAAAUAAAAUAUUUUAGAUAA
Molecule: messenger RNA, 8407 nt
Organism: Mytilus californianus (California mussel)
Lineage: Eukaryota; Metazoa; Mollusca; Bivalvia; Mytilida; Mytilidae
Exons: 5
Coding region: 319-5508 (1729 amino acids)
Source: RefSeq, a predicted model, not a curated record